Haliotis rufescens (red abalone) is the source of this 1415-nucleotide messenger RNA. RefSeq names its product very-long-chain enoyl-CoA reductase-like. The record is from RefSeq and is a predicted model, not a curated record. Gene Ontology annotation, molecular function: oxidoreductase activity, acting on the CH-CH group of donors; protein binding. The transcript is spliced from 12 exons. The coding region runs from base 79 to 999 and encodes 306 amino acids. Lineage: Eukaryota; Metazoa; Mollusca; Gastropoda; Lepetellida; Haliotidae. Gene Ontology annotation, biological process: very long-chain fatty acid biosynthetic process.
CCCUGGAAGCGUCAUGUACACAGGGGCAGGUAACUCUAAACUACGGUCACUCGACCGGUGUGGGCUGUUACUAUCAACAUGGUGUUUGAGGUCCGGAUUACCGACGCUAGGUCGUCAAAGGUCUUAGCAACCAUUGCAACACUAUCUCCGAGUUCUACCAUUUCUGAUGUCAAGAAAGCCUUCCAAAGAAUUAAAUCAAAGUAUUACCCUGACAGGCAGUCCUUUCGCACCGAACCAAGGGGCAAAUCAUUAAAAGAUGACCAAACUUUGGAGAGUCUUGGCAUGAAAAGCACUGGAGAACUAUUCUUCAAGGAUCUAGGGCCCCAAGUAAGCUGGACAACAGUAUUUCUGACUGAGUACGCUGGUCCACUGGCUAUCUACCUCGGGUUCUACACACGGCCUGCCAUCAUCUACGGAGCUGAGGCUGCACUACAACCAAGGGCAUUUGUUGUAGAUGUUGCUGCAGCUUGUUGGACAUUCCACUACGCCAAACGGCUCUUUGAGACGGUCUUCAUACACAGGUUCUCUCACGCCACCAUGCCCAUCUUCAACAUCUUCAAGAACUCCAUCUACUACUGGGGCUUUGCUGCGUUUGUCGCCUACUUUGUGAACCACCCCCUCUACACCCCCCCAGUGUAUGGAGAUCUGCAGAUCUAUGGUGGACUUGCUGCAUUUGCUUUUGCUGAGCUGGGCAACCUGUCAAUCCACCUUGCCCUCCGGAACCUCCGCCCUGCAGGGUCCAAAGUGAGAAGAAUUCCGUACCCAACGGCCAACCCGUUCACAUGGCUGUUUGGGUUUGUGUCUUGUCCCAACUACACAUACGAGACGAUGGCCUGGGUCGGUUUUACUGUCAUGACACAGUGUCUGCCAGCGGGUCUGUUCACCCUGGCUGGGUUCUACCAGAUGACUAUGUGGGCGUUCGGCAAACAUCGAAACUACCGCAAGGAUUUCAAGGACUAUCCACGGGGAAGAAAACCAAUUCUCCCCUUCCUUUUGUAGAUAGUCGGCUCAACUUUCAUUGCACAUUUAUCACAAACAUAUCUCAUCACUAACCAAGCAUAAAGGAAGGAUGUUCACGUGUCACUUUUAGUUGGAUAUCAGUUCAGAUUUUUCUGUGCAGUAAAUAUCCUUGAGCCAACUUGCAUUGAAUUGCAAAAAAAUAGAAUUAAUCUCCUAUGAUAUUAGAUAAUAUUAGUUAUACAUCUAAAAGAAUGUAGACUUGAAUUACUUUUUAAUGUCUUGAGAGUGGGAUGUUAGAACAUCAUCUCUUUCUUUGUUUAUAUGGAUCAAAAUAUGUGACAGAUUUCUAGAUGAAAUCUCGCCAUCCAUGUCUGUUCUGUUUUAGAUGUGUCAUAACCCUGACCGCAUUUUUACUUUGUAUAUCUUGUGUUGUGAAAUAAAAUCUUGCUCUCAUC